Molecule: messenger RNA, 753 nt
Organism: Tetrahymena thermophila SB210
Lineage: Eukaryota; Ciliophora; Oligohymenophorea; Hymenostomatida; Tetrahymenidae
Exons: 1
Source: RefSeq, a predicted model, not a curated record
AUGUAUAAGCAACUCUUGCUAGUAAGUAUUUUGCUUAGUUCUAGUUUAAUUCUUUGCUAGAGAACUUAAACUAAUACUUUGAUUGAAAGCAUAAUUGAAUUGAGAGAAAGAGUCACCUAACUUCCUAGAACUUAAGCUUAACUUGAAGUUUUCUUGUUUGCCUAUGAAAAUGAUAUUGACCCCGAAAAUUUACUAAAGCUUAUGAAUUUGGCUCGUCAUCAACGUGUACUUGAUAGUAAACCAUAAGAUAAUAAUAACGGAAACGGUUUGGGUAACAAUGGUAAUGGCAGCAGCAAUAACAAAGGUAACCAAAAUAAUGUUGGUAAAUAUAAUGAUAAUAACGACAGUUUUAAUGCUAUUAAUAGUGAUAAUAACAAUGGUUUAAACUACUUAAGCAACAAUAACGUUCAAUUAAAUUCCAAUGAUAAUAACAACAAUAACAACAAUAACAACGAUAACAACAAUAGCAACAACAACAAUAAUAAUUUCAGUAACGAUAACAACAAUAAUAACAACGGCAAUGGUAACAACAGCAAUAAAAACAAUGGAAACGGUGAUAAUAACAAUGAUGGAAAUCACUCUAAUGAUGGUAACGGAAAUGGAAAUAACGAUGGUAAUUUAAGUCACAAUGGAAAUGGUAGCUAAGACAAUAAUGAAAACGACAAUGGCAAUGGAAGUAAAGACAACAACGGUAAUGGAAAUAAUGACCAUAAUAAUAAUGGCAACAAAACUGGUAAUGUAAUUAUUCCAUGA